Messenger RNA from Tarenaya hassleriana, 2114 nucleotides. Its product is annotated as protein RETICULATA-RELATED 1, chloroplastic. Bases 171 to 1772 code for a protein of 533 amino acids. Gene Ontology annotation, cellular component: chloroplast inner membrane. Gene Ontology annotation, biological process: plant organ development. NCBI's taxonomy places the organism in Eukaryota, Viridiplantae, Streptophyta, Magnoliopsida, Brassicales, Cleomaceae. The record is from RefSeq and is a predicted model, not a curated record. The transcript has 8 exons.
ACCCAUCUCUCUUUUCUCUCUCUCUCUUUUCUCUCUGCCCUAAGGGAAGAGAAGAAGAAGAAGAAGAAGAAGAAGCGGAAGCAGAAGCUGAAUAAAGGUGGACUAUUUUUCUUCAAUAAUAAGCAAAAACCUAAUCUUUAUCGAAUUCAGGAGUUGGGUUUCUCGGAAACAUGUCGCACAUGGUGUUCCAGAGCGCCGUCGCUCCCAAGCCCUUAUCUCCUCUCAAACCCUGUCUCCCGAUUCCCCGACCACUUCCGUCUUCUCUGCCCUAUAAGCUCCGCCGCGGCGUCGUUAGGGCUUCAUAUUCGUCGUCGUCUCCUCCAGUCGACGCCACCGGCGAUUCCAUUUCAGCUCUCGAGCAAUGCUUCAUGUUGCCUUCGAGCGGUGGUGAAUUAGGGCCUUCGUCAUCUGGUUCGUGUUCUGCAGUUCCCACAGGGGCUCAGGUGGGACCUGUGAUGAAAGGGAAGUUCGGUUCUUUUGGAGCGGUGACUCUUGAGAAGGGGAAGCUCGAUUUGACCCAGAAGAAAGCCGAAUCCAGCCCUGAGCUUGAAGUUGGAGGUGGUGGUGGAGAUAUUGGAAAGAAAAUCAACCAUGGUGGUGGUGAUGGGGGUGACGACGAUGGUGAUGAUGAUGACUACUUUGAUGAAUUUGAUGAUGAUGAUGAUGGAGAUGAAGGUGGACUCUUUAGGCGCCGCCAGUUUCUCGCCGAGCUUUUCGAUAGGAAAUUUGUGGAUGCUGUAUUGAACGAGUGGCAGAAAACGAUGAUGGAUUUGCCUGCUGGCUUUCGCCAAGCUUAUGAAAUGGGACUGGUUAGCUCAGCUCAAAUGGUGAAAUUCCUUGCCAUAAAUGCUCGUCCAACCACUACAAGAUUCAUUUCCCGUGCAUUUCCACAGGAGUUGUCUAGGGCCUUUGUUGGAAGGAUGCUGGCAGAUCCUGCAUUUCUUUACAGGCUUCUACUGGAACAGGUCACAACAGUUGGUUGCUCUGUUUGGUGGGAGUUGAAAACCCGCAAGAACAGGAUAAAGGACGAAUGGGAUCUGGCACUUAUAAAUGUUCUUACGGUAUCAGUAUGCAAUGCAGCUGUUGUUUGGUUGUUGGCUCCAUGCCGUUCCUAUGGAAAUACAUUUCGGUUUGAUUUGCAAAACACAUUGCAAAAGCUACCAAACAAUAUGUUUGAAAUGAGUUAUCCACUCCGAGAAUUUGACUUGCAAAAGAGAAUCCACUCUCUUUUCUACAAGGCUGCAGAGUUGUCCAUUCUUGGACUCACAGCAGGAGCUCUUCAAGGUUCCAUGUCAAAUUUUUUGGCCAGCAAGAAAAAGGACAGAGUAUCUGUGUCAGUCCCAUCUGUUAGCACAAAUGCACUCGGUUAUGGUGCAUUUCUUGGAAUUUAUGCCAACUUGAGAUAUCAACUACUAUGCGGAUUUGAUAGAGCAAUGACCAAUCGCUUUGAUGUUAUUGGAGUAGCUCUCCUUUUCAGCACAGCCUUGAGGAUAUUGAAUGUUCAGUUGGGAGAAAGCUCGAGAUUAGCAUGGCUCGGAGUGGAGCCAGACCCGCUAGUUCAGUCAGAUGAUCUGCUGACAAAGGCAUACAACCGGCCCUCAGAGGACUUACCAGCCUCCAAGUCAUCUUCCAAAUGGUUCAUCUCGAAGAAUGCGAUAGUUUCAGGGCUUGGCCUUCUGGGCAUGAAGCAAGAGGACUCUGCAGGUGAAGCCCCACCUCCAAAGGCUCGGCGAAAAAGAAUUGUACGGAAGAAGGUACCUGCAGCCUCAUAAAGAAAAACUGGGAUUCAUCAUAUGAUCAAAAUCACAAAACUAUUUUCAGUGCCAACUAGAAGAGCAAAGUCUGGUUGUUUGUUGUUCCUUGAAGCUAAUAUACUUGCAAGAAGUUUUGCUGCCGGAGGAGAUUCACCAAAAUGGACACAUUAUAAACUAUCAGCCCUUUUAAUGCCGAGACCUCAGCUCCCAAAUUCUCUUAGGAAAAACUUGUCAUGUUUUUAGUUCUGGUGAUGCAAAUCUUUGAUCAAAUCUCAAACUGUCACCCUCUUCUUUUCCUUUUUGUUGUUUCUAAAUUCUGACAAUUAGUCAAAUAAUCUUAUUUGUUUCUUCAAAAUCUAA